Sphaerulina musiva SO2202 is the source of this 591-nucleotide messenger RNA. RefSeq lists its product as uncharacterized. The transcript has 2 exons. The annotation marks the transcript as partial. The record is from RefSeq and is a predicted model, not a curated record. Lineage: Eukaryota; Fungi; Ascomycota; Dothideomycetes; Mycosphaerellales; Mycosphaerellaceae. Gene Ontology annotation, molecular function: acyltransferase activity, transferring groups other than amino-acyl groups.
CCCAAACCACCCAUCCAAAUCCGCCCAGCAAUCCCCUCCGAUCUCCCCUCUCUCACGACCAUCGUCCCCCGAGCCUUCCACCCUCGCAACGCAUACAUUAAGAAAUGCCAUCCCGAUACGCCUGCCGUGCGAGCGUGGUGGUGGAAAAUUUUUGCCGAGGAAAUUGCUGAGCCGGAUUGUUAUGUGCUUGUGGCUGCUAUUGAAAACCGAAAAGAACAACAAAACCAAAACCAAAAAGACUCCCCCCUCCUCCCCUGCGGUUUCUGGACCAAAUACCCCCUCACCCCCGACCAAAACUCCACCCUAUUCCAACCCGCCAUAACAGCAAUGAGUCAAGCCCGCGCCCUCGCAUUUUCCCCUUCCCCCUCAAAACCCACCCCAAACCAAGCAGCACCCCAACCCCACUUCCUCCUCGAACUCCUCGGCAUCUCGCACGACUAUCAAAACCUCCAACUCGCACGCCGUCUACUCACUCUCGCAGGAGAAAUCUCGGACAAAGCCGGCUGGGAGACGUUUGUAGAAGCGAAUGCAAAUGCGGUGGGAUUAUAUCGGAAAAUGGGGUUUGAAGAGGUGGGAAAGGUGGAGAUUCCU